Messenger RNA from Arachis ipaensis, 1981 nucleotides. The record is from RefSeq and is a predicted model, not a curated record. Lineage: Eukaryota; Viridiplantae; Streptophyta; Magnoliopsida; Fabales; Fabaceae.
UUCACACUCCAUUCACACUCAUCCCUCGAACGUUUCCAGCAGCCCUCAUCCCUCGAACUCUUCUCCUCCGAUAGAAGGUGGUGUCGCCGCCGGCGGGACAGACCAUGGGUGCCCUCGUCAUCUGGGGAAGCUCUACUCGACCCUCUUCGCAUCGUUCCUCCUCGUCUCGCCGUCGCACGAAGUUCUGAGUUGAGCUCGUGGCGUCGCCGUCGCGAAGGGUUCCUCCCCUCCUCGCCAUCCAUUGUUUCUGAUUCUCUGCUCCUCGCCGGUUUGUGAUUUUGUGAUUUAAUCUCUGCUCCUCGCCCUCGUUGUUUCUGAUUUUGUGAUUUCAUUUCCGAUUUUGUGAUUUAAUCUCUGCUUCCUUUAAUUCUCAAAGGUAGUAGUUGCUGCGUGUAUUGGCUUUGAUGUUUGUGCAAAGGAGUUGAAGAUUGACCAGCCUUGAAGUUUGGUAAAUGUGGUGAUUCAUAUCUUCAAAAUUUGCUUCAGUUGGAGAAGGUGGCACCCAACUUUCUGGAGGACAGAAGCAAAGAAUUGCUAUAGCUGAUUGGGAGUAGCAAAGGUGGUUGAGAACGACAUGUUUGUUUUGAUGAACAAAGAACGAACAUAUUCAAUCUCAAGCUGCACACUGCUGGGAUCAUUGCUGCCAGUUUCGGAUUGGCGAAUCUUUUCUCCAGGCCCGGUGGAGGGUUCAUAUCUGAUGCAGUUUCAAAGAGGUUUGGAAUGAGGGGUAGGCUCUGGGCCUUGUGGCUUUGCCAAACAUUCGCUGGUGUCCUCACCUAUGCCAGUUGCUUCCUUACAGAUAGUCAGAGUUCAACAGUAACCACCUUAAGAUGUUGUUUUGCUCUUAAUAGUUUGAAAUUGGAUUGCAAGACAAGGAGAAUGUUUGAGAAAAAGGGGUGUACAGGUUACAGGCAGGAGAGACAGAGCCAAGCCUCUGCCCUUCAAGAUGGAUUCUAGCGGCCCAUGGGUCUUUUCCAGAGCUAAUGAAGGGAACCCAAGAGUCAGAUCCAAGUUUAUUGCACCAUGUUAUUAUAUGAACAAUUGACUGAACAAAAAUUGACGAGAAGGAAGUUUUUCUCAUCAAAUGGUUUUCCUUGCCCAAGUCUCUAAUUUACAAUGUUCUCUUUGCCUUGUGCUCUCUCCUACUAGGGAGCUAGCUCAACAAGGUCCAUGCCUAAGCAAAGAAUCCGACAAUAUCAGAGGGUGAAAACCAACGAGAGUUCCAUUUUUCUUGAAGGUGAGGAUAUAAAUAUGAGCAUUUCACAUGCUGCUGAUUCUAUUGGUUUGAAAGAGAUACCAAGAUAUGAAGUUAAAAUUAUUGAGGAGGAUGACUGGAUGAAAGGAGCUCAGUUUGGUGCUGCCUUUGCCAUUGGAGUCGAUAUAGAUUCACAAGCAAUUGCAUCAGCAUCUGAAAAUGCUACUCUGAAUAACAUCAGACCAAACAAGCUGCAACUGCACUUGAUUGCAAGCCAAACUUCUUCAUCCUGCAGGGAUGACUGGCCAUCUAGAGUUGUCGAGGGAGAAAAUGCUUUCGAGAUAGACAGAGUCACUCACAAGGAUAAAUAUGAUGUGGUCAUCGCAAACAUACUUUUAAAUCCUCUGUUAAAUCUUGCUGAUCAAAUUAUCUUUUCUGUAAAGCCUGGAGCAAUUAUUGGUCUCUCUGGAAUCUUAAGUGAACAGGUCCAGAACUUAUUACAGAAAUAUUCACUAUUCUUAGAAGGCAUAGAAGUGUCGAAAAUGGAUGACUGGGCCUGUGUGAGUGGCAGAAAAAGAAAGAAUAUAGAUAUCUGCUGAUUUGUUGCUGUAGAUGCUUGGUUUAGGGGUUUAACUUUUCUCAUCCAAUCAUUCUUUGCCGUUUUAAUGCCACCCAGAAUGUUUUACAAGAAGCAGCAUGUUGAUGAUAUACUAGGAAUUAUAGUUGAUGAUCAAUACAUUUUGUUUGUGUUUUGAAUUAUAUAUAUUGACUUGCUUGUUUAUAGUA